CUCUCGUUUCAAAAACCCCAUCCCCCCCCCCCUCUCUCUCUCUCUCUCUCUCUCUCAAACACACACAACCCAUACCUUCUCUCUCUCUAGAACGGCGAGACGCUGAGAGAGCAAGGGAGAUGGCCACGAACACCGGGACGAUGGAAUCGGCGUACUUCGUGGGCAGAUCGGAGAUCUUGUCGUGGAUCAACUCGACUCUGCAACUCAACCUCUCCAAAGUCGAAGAGGCGUGUUCGGGUGCGGUUCAGUGCCAGCUGAUGGACGCGGUUCACCCCGGGAUGGUGCCGAUGCACAAGGUCAACUUUGACGCGAAGAACGAGUACGACAUGAUUCAGAACUACAAGGUCCUUCAAGACGUCUUUAACAAACUUAAGAUCACCAAGCACAUUGAGGUGAACAAGUUAGUGAAAGGAAGGCCCCUGGAUAAUCUGGAAUUUAUGCAAUGGAUGAAGUGGUACUUCGAUUCGGUGAAUGGAGGUGUCCUACACAGUUACAAUCCUUUGGAAAGGAGAGAGACUUCGAAAGGAGGUAAAGAAGGGAGCAAGAAAUCUGCAUCCUCACAAUCUUCCACCAAGUCAUCAACUGCUGCUUCCAAAACUCAGACCUCUCACAAUGCUCGGAGGAAUGAUGCCAUUGCUACAAAUCAAUCUGUAAAGGCCUCUAGACCUUCCUCUAGAGAAGGGCCUGCAUAUGACGAACAGAUAACGGAACUGAAGUUGUCAAUUGAUAGUUUAGAGAAAGAAAGAGACUUCUACUUUGCGAAGUUGAGGGAUAUUGAGAUCGUGUGCCAGUUUCCUGAGAUUGAGAAUUUGCCUGUAGUUGAAGCAAUAAAAAGGAUUUUAUAUGCUACAGACGACAGUGCAUCGGCAGUGGCUGAAGCUCAAGCCUUGAUCUCUCAGCAUGAGAAUCAAGUUUCAAUGUUGAGUCCCAUUUCUGAGGUGGCAGAAGAAGGGUCCAAGUCAGAUACUCAAAAGAGGAAAAACAUUAUCAAUGUCGAUGUUGAUGUUGCAGCCAAUACUACAUUAUCUCCGAGGCAACGGAUUUCUGAUGUUUCUGAUGUCCAUUGCAGCGGAUCACCCCUUGUGACUUACUGAUCAUCUCCUUACUUCAAGGAGUAACGCCAUGAUUCCAUCCACUUUGCAAGGGAGUUGGUUUUUGUAGUUCCAAUGUUUCAAAGUUCCUCCAGCUACUAUGUUGUCUGUUGACUAGGAAUAAUGCAAAGUGUCUCUGCUUCAGGGCGUAGUUGCUUGGUGUAAAAUUCCAUGGUUCUAUUUGUAUUAGCCUGAUACACACUUGGUCCUCUAUAUCUGUAAGAACUGCGUUUUUUGAACUUUGGUUUGAUCUAUGGAUGAGUCCAUGUGCAGUGUAUAAGCUUUCAUAUGGAAAGUGAUUUUGCUCA
Messenger RNA from Rhododendron vialii, 1399 nucleotides. RefSeq names its product microtubule-associated protein RP/EB family member 1C-like. Gene Ontology annotation, molecular function: microtubule plus-end binding. Gene Ontology annotation, biological process: regulation of microtubule polymerization or depolymerization; protein localization to microtubule plus-end; thigmotropism. The coding region runs from base 120 to 1094 and encodes 324 amino acids. The transcript has 6 exons. Gene Ontology annotation, cellular component: cytoplasmic microtubule; microtubule plus-end; microtubule organizing center. NCBI's taxonomy places the organism in Eukaryota, Viridiplantae, Streptophyta, Magnoliopsida, Ericales, Ericaceae. The record is from RefSeq and is a predicted model, not a curated record.